CCGAGCCAAUCGGAGUAGAGGCUGUGGGGCGGUGCGACACAUGUAGCCCCUUCUAGGUGGAACAGCUAGAAAAAACCAGAAGAAAACCGUCUGAAAACAUUGGAAACAUUAACCACUAAAUAAAAACGUCUUUGGACUUUACAACUACAUGCUUUAAAAAUAUGCCUUCAAUUAAAACGGACCGUGAAACUCAGGAAAAACACUCACCAGCCACCACUGGAUAUGAGUUACAGGCUGCGUCCGAAAACUGGAAAAUGCUGCCUUCGGAGGACAAAUUUCAAGUUCACAGGGAAAGAUCUCGUUUACGGAAGUUUUUUAUUGGGCUGUAUCUCCUGGCAAUCGUGGCUUUUCUGGUUUUAUGGUAUUUUACAGAUAAUGAUUGGAAGAAACACCCUCCACCCAGCUUUUUGUCUGUGCACUUUGGAGGACUCUAUACAAACUCCACUUCUCCUUCAGUACUCAGUUCAGAAGAGGCAAGCUUAUUUUACUCUGAGUUAGGAAUCAAUUUAAACUACUCCAGGUUACAGCAGGCUGUUUACUGGGCUGGGCCUGACAGAGAAAUCGCAAAUAUGUCCAUGACUACUAGUCCAGGCCACACCAAAUUCAUCAUUCAGGACCUGAAAGAGAGCUAUCAAAUUGGUGAGGAGCUUUAUGUUAUGGUGCACGCAAAGGAUUUUGGCAACAAAUCCAAGCGUUAUGGAGGGGACUUUUUUCAAGCCAAGCUAUUCUGGUAUAAAACUAAGGCCAGUGUUUUUGGGGAGGUGGUGGACCUGCUCAAUGGCUCCUACUCUGUACGUUUCCUCCUGCCGUGGGUCGGCGAGGCACAGGUGGCUGUGCGUCUAAUUCACUCCAGUGAAGCUGUGCAGGUCCUGAAGCAUCACAGAGAUACUGACUCUGACAGAGUCUUCUUUAUUGGAUAUUAUGAGGGACCAGGACCAAAUAAGACCAGGCUGAAUGAAACUGUGAAGUGUAAUGUAAAGUGGGACAAGAAUGGACUAGAGCACAUGGGAACAGGAGACUGCUGCUGUGAAUACAACGAUCCCGGCACCGGAGAAUCUUGGCGCUGUCAGAGACCCAAAUCGCUGCCAUGCAGUGCCCUUGUGUACCACUCUAUGGGUGGUUAUAGAAACCAUCUGACUAAAACGGAGAAGAUGUUUAUGUGA
Molecule: messenger RNA, 1163 nt
Organism: Ctenopharyngodon idella (grass carp)
Lineage: Eukaryota; Metazoa; Chordata; Actinopteri; Cypriniformes; Xenocyprididae
Product: NXPE family member 3-like
Exons: 6
Coding region: 162-1163 (333 amino acids)
Source: RefSeq, a predicted model, not a curated record